This is a messenger RNA of Stegastes partitus (bicolor damselfish), 3028 nucleotides long. It is a transcript of the gene paqr3b, whose product is annotated as progestin and adipoQ receptor family member IIIb. The record is from RefSeq and is a predicted model, not a curated record. NCBI's taxonomy places the organism in Eukaryota, Metazoa, Chordata, Actinopteri, Pomacentridae. Gene Ontology annotation, cellular component: membrane. The coding region runs from base 213 to 1157 and encodes 314 amino acids. Gene Ontology annotation, molecular function: signaling receptor activity. The transcript is spliced from 7 exons.
UCAUUGUUUACCAUCAGCACCAGACGGACAGAGGAAGACAGGCUCGGUCGUGUGAAGAAGCUCAUGUGUGGGAAUUUACUAAAAUGUGACUUUUUAACAGCAUGCUAGCUUGACAGCCAUCCGGAUAUGGCUGAACUGGCCGAACGAGGACCACGACGACUGAUGCCUUAAUCCUCCCCAGCUUGCCUUGUAGCCGAGGAGCCCAGAACAAGAUGCUGCUGAAGAUGCCUCAGAAGCUGCUGAAGACUGCCCACUACAUCGAGCUGGGCAGUUACCAGCACUGGCCGGUGCUGAUACCCCAGAGGAUACGGCUGUACACCUACGAACAAAUCCCCCUUUUCCUCAAAGAAAACCCGUACAUCACAGACGGCUACAGGGCUCACCUGCCCUCCAAACUCUGCCUGAAGAGUAUUUUUAUUCUGUCCAAUGAGACAGUGAAUAUCUGGAGCCACCUUCUGGGCUUCCUGCUUUUCUUCUCUCUGGGGGUCAACGACCUCUCAUCAGUGCUGCCAGCUUCUGGAGCUAACAGAGAGGACUACGUCAUCUACGCUAUUGGACUGUUCUGCUUCCAGGUGUGCAUGUUGUGCUCGGUGGGCUAUCACCUGUUCUCGUGCCACCGCUCAGAGAAGACCUCCCGUCGCUGGCUGGCGCUGGACUAUGCCGGCAUUUCGGUCGGCAUCCUGGGCUGCUACGUCCCCGGGAUCUUCUACGCUUUCUACUGUAACGCUUUCUGGCGACAGGUCUACCUGCUGACCGUCCUGUCCCUGAUCCUGGCCGUCUUCUGUGCUCAGGUCCACCCCCGUUACCUCAGUAACGACUGGCGGCGGAUACGCAUGACAAUCUUUUGCUGUGUGGCAGGCAUCAGCGUGGUUCCUGCAUGCCACUGGGUCUGGCUCAACGGAGGAUUCACCACCGACGUCGUACAGCUGUUCCUGCCUCGUGUGAUAGUGAUGUACCUGAUAGCCGGAUCCGCCUUCCUGUUCUACGUCACCAAAAUCCCCGAGCGCUAUUUUCCUGGCCAGCUGAACUACCUGGGCGCCAGCCACCAGGUGUGGCACGUCCUGGUAGUGGUGAUGUUCUACUGGUGGCAUCAGACCGCCGUGCACAUCAUGCACUUCAGACACAGCAAGUCCUGUCCAUCCCGGAGCAGCAGCUAAGUGAUGCUCAUCACGUGACAUGGUGCAGCGGCGGCUGGCUGAUAACCACCACGUUCAUACUAACAACACGUAGCUGUCACCGUGUCAAACACUAACUACACGAGGCUUCUGACAACCAGCUGCUAAAAUGUACAACUGACGGAGACGGUGAUGAGUUUCUCUUGACUUUCAGUCGGUCUGUUGUCUCUGCUGUUUGUCCAGUAGCUCUCAUGCUGCACCGGUUAGUCAGCUGGAGAUGCUGCAGGACUCUGAGUUCGGUUUUUAGCGACUGUGAAUUAUUGUUGGACCCGAGCAGCAGCGCCUCAUCCAACCCUCCCACAGACAGACAGACAGAAACUGUACCUUUUGCAUCGUUAGAUUACUGCAUGAACAAGUGUUUUUUUAUUUAUUUGUAGGAACAAACAAGCUUUGGUGUUUUAAAGUGAGACACAUGUCGUCUCACGGCUGACUCAGAUUGUGUUUUCUUUGUACAGAAGUAUUGAAAAACCAUCAAUAAGGUUUUUUUGUAGAAUCAAACAUAAUAGCCUGCGAGAACAACAACGUUUAGCCUGUAGCUUUGUUGUAACUGUCGGUUCUUAUGAAGUUCAUUAAUAUGAAACGUCUUCAUCACAGCGACUGGAGCAUCGAUGUGAGUCGUGUAUCUCCAGGAGGAACAGCGAUUCGAUGUCUCCAGCAUUCUGAGCUUUUGAACAAAUCAUACCUGAUCAAUCAAUCUGCAAGGUCCAGCUUGCAAAAAGAAAAAACAAACCAGUGUGGGGAACCUGCUGAGGUUGCAGUGCAUUAUUUUAUCAAGACUUCCUGGGUUGUGCUUUGUGUCUUUUAUUUUGUGUGUCUUGUUUGGUUUUUGGAACAGUGAUGAGAAAAUAAAUCCUCUGUGUAGUUGUGGAAGCCAGCAUGUUGGGCCUCCUGGCACAUCAGAGGAAACCCCAGAGCAGCAGAGUUCAUCACGAGGCUGAGCGUCGCCUCCUGCAGCGUAGCCGUCACCACCGACAUGUUAGCGCUUCCUUCUCCUCGUCCGUCUGUCUCUGAACACAAUGCUACUUAAACCGAGGUUCUAAUUUUGGUCCUCCAGCGUGUCAGCUGCAGUUUUAAAUAAAGAAAACAUCGUGAUCACACAUUAAACUCCAUUCUGGCCAGUAGACAGAAGCUGAACAGGCUUCCAGAGGAGGUACAGCAAUAAUGCAGCGUUUAUACUGUACAGGACGGGUUAAUCAGACUCAUUUAUCUCUGCUGGUGUGCGAACACUUUUGAUCUAAUGUGGCCUGAAACAAACGGAGGUGAAAGGGUUUUUGUUUUUGUAGCUUCAUUGAUGCUCAAUCAGGAUUGAAGGAGGAGGCUCUUAAUCGUGACAGAACAUGAGAUUUAAGGCCAGUUUUAUCUGUUACAGCUGCCUUUUUUUAAACAGUUAUUUUUCAUCAGCACUCUUUGGGACGUUAAUGUUUUGUGUUAAAUGACUUUAUUUGCCUUAUUUUCUCUGUGUAUUUGUUUGUACUGUAUUCUCACUUACUGUUACAGUCUCUGGGUCAGGAAGUGACCCCGAACCAGAACAAAAUGAUGAAACGCCACCAGGCCAGUAUGGGUUUUCUUUGUUUUUGUAUUCUACAGUGUAAUGUUUAGAACAGAUUCAGUCUGAGAGCACUAACCGCUGCCGACGACAGCACUUGAACACAAGAGGUGACUUUACUUUGCCAUGAACUGCUCGAUCUUUUUCAAACGAUUGUUUUUGUGUUUUUUUUUGUGUGUCUUCCUUGAAUAUCAUUUGUAUGAUGACGCGCCGGCACUGACUGAUGAGCUGUAUUAUAUGUAUUUCAGUGCCUCUGUGAAAAUAUAUUUUUAAACAUUUUGAAUGAAUAAAGAAUGCUGGAAAAUCA